AUCAGUUUCAUUUGGACCGUUCUAACGGCGCGUUGUGCUAGAGAAAAAAUCCUCAUAUAAAUAGCAGAACAGCCCCAAAACAUUUCAAACAAAAUACAAAACUCUCUUGAACUCAAAUUCUCCAACUCGACAUCGCUACAAAACAAAAACAUCCCAUACCAAAACAAAAUAUACUGAAAAACUUUCAAUAUACACAUAUAAAAUAACUCUUUUUUUGAUUGUGCUUCUAAGUGUUGUGCUAAAACUAUAUUAACUUUUACAAAUAUUCAAAAAUAUUUAAAGAUAUUCUACAGUAUACUUCUACUUUUUAAAUAUCCAACUAAAGCGUAAGAAAGCUAACUAAGAAAUCACUUAACAUUUCACCAAAACAAAAACUAUAAACAAAAAAACAGGCACUUUUUAAGACCAAACAUCUUUGCAGUUAAGUGUUUUUGAAUCCUAACUGUUAACGUGUAAACGCACAAAAAUGUGCACAAAAUUCUCAUUAGACUCGAACGACUGAAAAGUGCGUUCCAUUGAAAAAAAGCGGGAAACUUUUGAUUAAUUAAAAGUAAAACAAAAAGCCGUGAGCCAACCAAGAACUGGCUUCUGGCGUUCAACAACAACUACAACGAGAGUCCUGAAAGUCAGCAACAAAAAAAAACUUCUCCUCCAGGAAGCUAAGCAAACAAAACAAGCAGGACAAAAAGAAAAAAACUUUGACAGAACAGAACAUCAACAUCGAAAUGGAAUUGGCCAUCAGAAUUGUCCAUCCGCAGUUAGCCAGCUACAAACCCAACAACAACAGCAACAUUCACACCAGCAAUAGCAAGCUAAUCACGAACAGUAGCAGCAAUUGCAGCAUCAACAACAACGACGAGAACAACAACCCAGGCACAAAAAGUGACAACUAUUUAACAACGAUUACAUCAACAGCUAGAACUGCAACAACCACAGGCAACAACCAAUCGGCAGUAGAAGAAAUCGCAGUAGCAGCAGCAGCAGCAACAGCAGCAACAGCAACUUGCAACAACUUUGCAGCAACAUCCGUGCGAAAUGCAGCGGCAACAACCGUCCAUCGACCAGCUGCACGAGCCCGUAGCCUCAACCAGCAAUUCGGCAGCAAUUAAGCCGGUAGCAAACAACAACCCGGCAGUGACAACGACAACGACAACGUCAACAACCAACAAUUUCCACCAGCAACUGCAAGCAACAACAGCAGCAACCAUGCAACGUCUACGAACAACCUUCACGCGAUCGCGCACACCGACCGGUGCCGAAAUGAAGAUGCAGAACAGCCUGGAGGUGCCCAAGCAGGUAAAAAAGGUGCGCUCGGCCUCCUUCGACGAGAUGCAACUGGAGUCGCAGCGUGCCUCCUCCAGUCUGCUCAAGCAGCAGUCCGCGUCCUCGGCGGAGGAACGCUCCUCGGAAUCUGGCCUCCUGCAGGUGCCAUUGGCGGCCCAUCAACAGCGAUCCCACAGCUUCGAUUCGGCUACCCCCUCGGGGGGCAGCGAUGACUCGGGCGCCUUUUUGGAGGUGCCCGCACAGCCGAAGCCCGCCCGGCGCAGUUCGUCCACCAAGACACCGCCGCCGUGCAUCCAUUGUCAAUAUCUGGAGGAGUACGAGCGCCUGAUGACGGCCGAACAGCGCUACUUCAUCGAUCAUCGCGAGCUGACGGCCCUCAGCUACAGCAACACCAGCUCGGAGGGGAGUGAGGAUGAGGAGGGGGGCGUUGGCCCUGGCCGCGGCGAGGAGGAGGAGGAGGAUGCCGAGGAGGAGACCACCGAAGCGGCCACUGAGGAGGCGGAUGAGGACCCGAGGACCGAGGUGGAGUCCGAGCACGAUCACGAUCCGGACGACGAUGCCGCCCUGGAGAUGGACAUACGCAUUGGCAACAUGAGCCAGGGCAGCAGCAUCGAGGAGUCACGAGCCCGCCUCCCACGGCAAAUGAGGCGCCACACCAUCGGCAGCAGCUCGGUCACCUCGGCCUCCGAGGAUGAGGGCUUGGACGGAUCGGACAAUGGGUCGCCGCACUUCGGCAACACCCUGUUGCCACCGCAGCCGGCCACGCCCUGCGGCAUAACCUUCACACUGAGUCCGACCAACGGGGACUAUCCAUCGCCGCCGCAUCUCCCCCUGGAUCCCGGCUCGCCGCCCAUGUCGCCCUGCAGAAUGCCGGUCCUGACCCCGACCAUAACCACGCCCUGCUCCGCGGCCGAUGCCGAGGAUGCCGGUGCCGCCAUGGGUCUGCCGGUGCGGGCCAGACGUCGCUCCAUUUCGCGACAGGAGGCGGUGUUCGUGGAGCCCACUGGAAACUCGUUGGAGAAUGUGUCGCACGAGGAGGUGGACAACAGCAACACCAAGUCAUCGGUGGACACCAAUGACUCGCUCGACGAGGCCUCGAUCAUGGCCACUUGCGGCUCACCCGGAGCCGCCGGCGGAGCAGGUCCAUCGGGCAGCGGUGCUCAUCACAGCGCCUUUGUGGUGCGGGAUAUCUAUUUGAUGGUGCCGGAUCUGAAGCGGGAUCGCGCCGCCUCCGUGGAUUCGUGCUUCACCAAACUCUCGUCGAACGCCAAAACCGAGGAGUUGCAACCGAGUGCCGAUGGAUGUUUCCUCACCGUGCCCAAUAUCAACGCAACUAGAUCGCGAUCCGUUGACAUCGUGUUGCCAACUGACGAGCAGGCCAGGUACAAGGCCUUGUCCAUGACCGGAUCCACCGUCACCUACGCAGAUGGGCGUACCGCUUCGGCGAGUAAUUCCCGGAGGCCGAUACGGAUUGUGCCCGACUGGACGGAGAAUGCGGUGCAGGGCGAGCACUACUGGAAGCCCUCCUCGGUCUCCGGCGAUCUUUGCUGCCUGAACGAGGACUGCAUUAAAAGCGGGCAGCGGAUGAAGUGCUCGGCCUGCCAGUUGGUAGCGCACCACAACUGCAUUCCGAUCGUGAACGAGAAGGGCACGCUGGCCUGCAAGCCAACCUACCGGGACGUGGGCAUCCGGCAGUACCGGGAGCAGACCACCACGCACCACCACUGGGUGCACCGCAAGUUGGAGAAGGGCAAGUGCAAGCAGUGCGGCAAGUUCUUUCCUAUGAAGCAGGCAGUGCAAAGCAAGCUAUUUGGGUCGAAGGAGAUUGUGGCGUUGGCCUGUGCGUGGUGCCACGAGAUCUACCACAACAAGGAGGCCUGUUUCAACCAGGCCAAAAUCGGCGAGGAGUGUCGUCUGGGCAACUAUGCGCCCAUCAUUGUGCCGCCGUCGUGGAUUGUGAAGCUGCCGACCAAGGGCAACUUCAAGUCCUCGAUACGCGUGAGCAACAAGAACAAUGCGGCCUCAGGAUCCGGAGGCGGGGCUUCCGGGGGCGGUGGAGGGGCAGGAGGCGGCGGCGGAGGCGGCGGGGGCAAGAGCAAGAAGCAGACGCAGCGGCGGCAGAAGGGCAAGGAGGAGAAGAAGGAGCCGCGGGCGUUCAUUGUGAAGCCCAUUCCGUCGCCGGAGGUAAUCCCGGUCAUUGUGUUUAUAAACCCAAAGUCGGGCGGCAAUCAGGGCCACAAGCUGCUGGGCAAGUUCCAGCACCUGCUCAAUCCGCGCCAGGUGUUCGAUCUUACGCAGGGCGGCCCGAAAAUGGGCCUGGACAUGUUCCGCAAGGCGCCCAAUUUGAGGGUCCUGGCCUGCGGCGGCGAUGGCACCGUCGGCUGGGUCCUGUCCGUCCUGGACCAGAUCCAGCCGCCACUCCAACCGGUCCCGGCGGUGGGUGUCCUUCCCUUGGGCACCGGCAAUGAUCUCGCUCGCGCUCUCGGCUGGGGAGGGUCUAUCUUCUUUCAGGGCUACACGGACGAACCGAUCGGGAAGGUGCUGCGCGAGAUUGGGAUGUCGCAGUGCGUGCUGAUGGACCGCUGGCGGGUGAAGGUCACGCCCAACGAUGACGUCACCGAUGACCAUGUCGACCGCAGCAAGCCGAAUGUCCCGUUGAACGUCAUCAACAACUACUUCUCAUUCGGCGUGGACGCCCACAUCGCCCUGGAAUUCCACGAGGCCCGCGAAGCUCAUCCGGAGCGCUUCAAUUCGCGGCUGCGCAACAAGAUGUACUACGGCCAAAUGGGCGGCAAGGACCUGAUCCUGCGCCAGUACCGCAACCUCUCCCAGUGGGUGACGCUCGAGUGCGACGGCCAGGACUUCACUGGCAGGCUGAGGGACGCCGGCUGCCACGCCGUUCUCUUCCUGAACAUUCCCAGCUAUGGCGGUGGCACCCAUCCGUGGAACGACUCGUUUGGCGCCUCGAAGCCCUCGAUCGACGACGGGCUGAUGGAGGUGGUGGGUCUGACCACCUACCAGCUGCCCAUGCUGCAGGCGGGGAUGCACGGCACCUGCAUCUGCCAGUGCCGGAAGGCGCGGAUCAUCACCAAGAGGACCAUUCCGAUGCAGGUGGACGGCGAGGCCUGCCGCGUGAAGCCCUCGGUGAUCGAGAUCGAGCUGCUCAACAAGGCGCUGAUGUUGUCCAAAAGGAAGCACGGACGCGGCGACGUCCAGGUAAAUCCCCUGGAAAAGAUGCAGCUGCAGAUCUUGCGCGUCACCAUGCAACAUUACGAGCAGUACCAUUAUGAGAAGGAGAUGCUCCGCAAAUUGGCCAACAAACUGGGCCAAAUCGACAUCGAUUCGCAGUGCGAUCUGGAGCAUGUGCGCAACAUGCUCAACGUCAAGUUCGAGGAAUCCAUCUCGUAUCCGAAGGUCUCCCAGGAUUGGUGCUUCAUCGAUGCCUGCACUGCGGAGCACUACUUCCGGAUCGACCGUGCGCAGGAGCACCUGCACUACAUCUGCGACAUCGCCAUCGACGAGCUGUACAUCCUGGACCACGAGGCGGCCACCAUGCCGCAGACGCCCGACCAGGAGCGCUCCUUCGCGGCCUUCUCGCAGCGGCAGGCCCAGAACGAGCGGCGCCAGAUGGACCAGGCCCAGGGCCGCGGCCCGGGCAGCACCGAUGAAGAUUUGCAAAUUGGCUCCAAGCCCAUUAAAGUGAUGAAGUGGAAGAGCAACAAAGAUCGUUUAUUCAGUUUCAACGAAGAUGUUUUUGGUUAUGGAUUCAGCCCUAUACUGGAGCAAACUUCCGAUGCCAUACUACUAGCAGCCCAGAGCGGCGAUCUCAAUAUGUUACGUGCACUACAUGAACAAGGAUACUCACUACAGUCAGUGAACAAGAACGGACAGACAGCGUUGCACUUCGCCUGCAAAUACAACCACAGGGACAUCGUCAAAUACAUCAUCACGAGCGCCACACGACGCGUCAUCAACAUGGCCGACAAGGAGCUUGGACAGACGGCGCUCCACAUUGCCGCCGAGCAGAACCGUCGCGACAUCUGCGUGAUGCUGGUGGCCGCCGGCGCCCAUCUGGACACCCUCGACUCCGGCGGCAACACGCCCAUGAUGGUGGCCUUCAACAAGAACGCCAACGAGAUAGCCACGUAUUUGGAAAGUAAGCAGAGGACCCAGUACCUCGAAGGCUGGCUCGACGAUUAGACUACGCGAAUCCAGAAUCGCCGCAGUUCCCCGCCAUGUAGAGCUAUUGCUAGACAAGCUUACACCGUGGGGCUAACUCACGACAACUAGACAAAACGAAAAUCACAAAACCAGAAUUUCAGUUAAUCGGCUAAUCGGUUAUUCAAAAAAAAGAACGUCAUUUUAACAUUGCAAAUUUCUCCUUUCUAUGCCAACAACAAAACAACAACUAAAUGGAAAAUGUCUUGUAAAUAACUCAACCUACAUAAUCAAAUCAAACGAAAUUAAAUUAAAUCAACAUUCCACGAAAACACAUCGAUUUCGCUUAGGUCAAGAGCGUUUUAUGCAUCUGGAGGUGCAGACCCGGAUCUAAGUGGAGCAUUCAGCGAAAGCAUUCACCCUACGACAUAAUAAUAAUUAUAAUGGCUUUUUUUGGUAACUGUUUUUUUUUUUGUGUUAGCAUGUACGAGAAAAAUCUAAUUUAAUCUAAGCAAAGAAAAUACAUACACACAUACAACAAAAAAAAAAAGCAAAAAACACUCAACACAUUUAGUGCGUAAGCGGAUGAUGGUAUGAAUUAAUUAAUUUAUUGUAAAGAAAAGCUAGCAAAACGAAAGGCAACAUUUGUCCGAAAUUUCAAUUUUUAAUUACAUUACAAGAACGAACAAACAAAAAACUUGAAUUAAAAAGGCAGCAAGUGCAAAUGGAAAUUCGAAA
Messenger RNA from Drosophila rhopaloa, 6180 nucleotides. It is a transcript of the gene rdgA, whose product is annotated as eye-specific diacylglycerol kinase. Gene Ontology annotation, molecular function: ATP-dependent diacylglycerol kinase activity; protein binding. NCBI's taxonomy places the organism in Eukaryota, Metazoa, Arthropoda, Insecta, Diptera, Drosophilidae. Bases 1036 to 5484 code for a protein of 1482 amino acids. The record is from RefSeq and is a predicted model, not a curated record. The transcript is spliced from 17 exons. Gene Ontology annotation, biological process: diacylglycerol metabolic process; intracellular signal transduction; lipid phosphorylation.